Salpingoeca rosetta is the source of this 3321-nucleotide messenger RNA. RefSeq lists its product as uncharacterized. Bases 248 to 3160 code for a protein of 970 amino acids. The transcript has 15 exons. The record is from RefSeq and is a predicted model, not a curated record. NCBI's taxonomy places the organism in Eukaryota, Choanoflagellata, Craspedida, Salpingoecidae.
UGCUCACUGACGCGCCGUUCAGAGCUGGCUGGUUGGCCGUUGUUGCUUGCUUGGCCUUCUUUGCUUGUUGUUGUUGUUGUGGGUUGACAGUUAUUGCUGCGCUCCGCACCCAAGGCACACACACACACACACCUCUUCGUCUCCUCCACUGUUUCUUUCAUCGUCGUGAGUGCUGCCCCCUCUUGUUUGUGUCUCUUGUCUCUUGUCUAUUUCCUCCCUCUUCUUCCGUCUUUGUUUCGUUUCACACAUGUCGCGUAGCAGUUUUCGGUCGCGUGUGCGACCAACGGGCAUGGAUCCCGAUCUGUCUGCGUUUCACGCAUCCACGCGCCAAGGCGCCGCUCGUGGCAAGGGCACCGCAUCCACGGCCCACUCACCGUCCUCUGCCUACCAGCGCCACUGGAGCGAGCCUGCAGGUAGCAGGCGUGGCGGGUCUGCGUCGUCUUUCUCCUCCACAUCGGGCCGAGGCGGCCGAAGCACACUGGCCAGCGACUCCCGCUUGGACAGCGAUGCAUACGGCACAACCCGGCGUGCAUGGGAAGAGGGCCGCGGCAGCAGUCAUGGCAGUGUUGGUGGCGGUAAGCGGGACAUGGCAGCUGGAGAAUACACCAGCACGUUUAUCACCAGCAAAGGCGCCACCGCGCCCGAGCCCUCGUCGGCGCAUCGCAGCGAUGCGCUGCGGCUGCUCGAGCAAAUGACGUCGACCGUGCGGGAGCGCAUGGCAAAGGCAGACGAGACCAACCGCGCCAUUCGCGCCGCUCGCGAGAGCCUGGACUCCGAGGCAGUCAUGGCGCGCGCACGCGCCGAAGCAGAGGCAUGGACACACGGCAAGAGCAAGCUCGCAUCCCUCAAAGCAGCACAACACAUGAGCCCACUCGGGGUGCGCGCCGUGCUUGCUGAACGCGACGAGCUCCGCUACCAGCUCAGGAAAGCCGCCCAAGAGCUGGCCAAGGUUGAGAGCAACGGAGCGCUCGGCCACGAUAUGGCGAGCGUGUGCCAGCGCGACCUUGAGCGGAUUGCCAGCAUCAAGUCGCAGAUGGCCGUUGAGCUGGACGGGCUGCACUCGCGCGUGCGUAUGUUGGAGGAGAGCGCCACAGAGAAAUCCUCUGGCCGGAGACACCUCGAGCUGCAGGUUUCAACACUGAAGGAGCAGCUUGGCGAGAGCUCAGAGACGGUUCUCAAGCUCAGCGAGCACGUGCGCAACCUUGAGGAGGAGCUGCAGCGGCUGCGGCGGGAGUCUGAGGAGCGCAUGCAGUCUGCACUCAGCGAACAGCGCCGCAGACUCACAGCGCAGGGCGACGAGUCACGGGCGAAUGCGCUGCAGCGGCUGGAGUCUGCGAUGCGCGCGGAGAAGUUGCGGGAGCUGGACGAUUUGCGACAGGAACUCGACUCGCGCUACGCCGACAUUGUCGACCGCAAGCUUGCCGAGCAGCGCCACGCUCUCCUCGCACAGGCAAACCACGAGAAGGUGUCUGAGCUUGAGUCGCUGCAGUCUGAGUUGACGCACCAGCAGGACGCCGAUCUCGAGCGCAUGCGCCGCGACCUCAUUGCAGACAAGGACCGCGCAAUCCAGACGCUGCGGCGCCAGCAUGCAGCAGCAGUGUCGCGGCUUGAGGGCGAGUUGGCGCAGCAGCAGCAGGAGCUGCGCGCCGAGCAGAAGCGCGCUCUUGAUGACCUCCGCCACGACCUCACGAUUGACUUUGACAACGAGAAGCGAGCGAGCCUGAGCCAGCUCCAGGCGAAGCUUGAGGACGAGCACCGUGCGGCGAUGCAGGAGCUGCGGCAACGCAUUGAGACACAAGCCAGCAACCAGGCCGCAGCCAACCUGCAGAGGGAACUCGAACAGCAGCGCAAGAAGCUUCAGAGCCAACACAAGCGGCAGCAGCAGGUGGCGGUGAACAACUUGCGAAAGGAGCUGGAGGACAAGCACAAGCUUGAGGUGAAGCGCAUCAAGGCGAGCGUGACACAGCGCGUGGAGGCCGAGUACGACACGAAGCUGAAGAAGGAGAUUGAGAUGCAGCGGCGCAAGGCGUCGUCCACGGCGUCCCGCACACAGGUGCAGAGCACAGAGCGGCUGUCGGCCGAGCACAAGCGCGACAAGCAAGAAGCGCUCGCCGCCCAGCGGGACAAGCUGGAGAUGAAAUACAAGGCCGAGAUUGAUCAACUGCAAACGCAGUUGCUGGAGGCGCGACAAAUGGCCGACAGAUACAAGAUCCAAUCCCACCAGACUGCAGAGCAACUGUCGCAGCAAGAGCAGAGCAACAAGCGCUCGCGUCAGGCACUGAAGGAGCGCCUGCGUGCUGUUCUCACCACAUUCAAAACAGCCAUGCUCCCACGCGCUGACGCGCUGCCGGAUGUGCACGAGGGGUCGCCGUCGCCAGCCAUGAGCGCCAUCAUGUCGCUCAUCUCGUGCCUGGGUAGCAACGAGUACAGCAGGAUGGACGAGCUGUCCCUUGAGGCGAGCGCCGCGCCCCUGCACACCGUCGACGUGCUGCUGCGCUGCUGCGACGAGCUUACUGAGGGCCUCAACUCCGCCCACCGCGAGCUGCAAGCCAUGCAGCAGAACAUGGUGCGGGAGCGCAAGCUUGUGCGCAAGCAGGUGGAGGAGGAGCUGAAGGACGAGCACGCCGCCGAGCUCAAGGCCCUCCGCGUCGAGAUGACACGUGAGUUUGACCACGAGUUGGAGCAGCGGGUGCAGGCUGCGCGGCAGGUGUACGACCAGGAGCUGAACCGCAACCGCCGCGACAUGCAGCACCAGCUCAGGGAGUACCAGGCACAGACGGCCGCACAGCAGCGGCAGACAAGCUCCGUCCUGCGCGAGAAACUUGAUCGGGAGAAGGAGACGAUGGUGCUGCGGCUGCAGGAUCAUCUUGAGACAACCAAAGUGGACGGGCGCGCCAAGGAUGCUCUGGAGCGCAAGCUGUCCACCUUUGAGAAGGACCUGCGACAGGCCGAGGACGUCAUCUUCCAGCUGCGCUCAGAGAAUGAGAAGCUGCGCACAAAAGUGCACGAGCUGCAGGCCAACCUGCACAAGACGGGCAGUGCUGGUGGCCACAGCAGUGCUGAGGUGCACAAGCUGACCCUUGAGCGGCGGCAGCUCGUCAAGGAGAAGGUGGCCUUGGAACGGCAGGUUGCCUUGCUGCGUCAGCGUGCCUCUGCUUGAGUGAAGUGAUGGCAAGCAAGUGACAAUUGCUCGCGUGUUGUCUGUGUGUCGGGAUUCGGUCGUUUGGGGUUUCGGUUUCUUUGCUUUGCUUUCUUUCCUUUGCUUUGCCUUGUGUGUGUGCGUGUGUGUGUGUGUGCGUGUGUGUGUGUGUGUGUGUGUGU